This is a messenger RNA of Eurytemora carolleeae, 3642 nucleotides long. RefSeq lists its product as uncharacterized. The record is from RefSeq and is a predicted model, not a curated record. The coding region runs from base 210 to 3524 and encodes 1104 amino acids. Gene Ontology annotation, molecular function: calcium ion binding; protein binding. Lineage: Eukaryota; Metazoa; Arthropoda; Copepoda; Calanoida; Temoridae. The transcript is spliced from 3 exons.
AUGUGUCUGAGACUACUUUCUACUCUCAUCUAACAGAAAGUGGAUUGGUUCGUUCAAAAUCGCAAUGUGGGAUCUAUUGUGCACACUUACAAAAAAUAAAAGGAGCAUUUUGUAAUGCAUUUAGCUAUGAUGAAACCUCCAAGGUGUGUGAUCUUGCCUAUCUCACUUUCCUGGAAGACCCAGAUGUUGGUCAGGUAGAAAAACAGAUCAUGGUUGAUUUUGAAGCUCCAACAUACAUUGACAAGAUUUGCCGAGGUGGAGAGCAUUGUUGCAAUAGAGGAAAGCUGAAUCUAUGCGGGAUUGGAGAAGGAGAUUGUAAUACUGACAAUGACUGUGGAGGAGUUCUCAUGUGUGGAAAGAACAAUUGCAUGAAAUGGAGACCUCCUGGUGGAAGAUGGGAUGAAGAAGAUGACUGUUGUGAAAAGCGCUGUACUCCAGAACACCCAUGCAAGGAAGGAGGGGGUCAUUGUGAUGUAGAUGCAGACUGUCAGAAUGGAGAGAAAGGAAUUUUGAAGUGUGGAGAUAAUUCUUGCUUGAACACAGACUAUUUCCCGCGUCACAUUUUUGUAAGAAACUCUGAAACUUUUGGGUUUACUAUAGCAGACAACUGCUGCUACAAACCAUGCAACAAACGGUAUCACCUGUGUGGUCAAGAUGAGGUUGGAUGCGAGGAUGAUGAAGAUUGUUUACCUGGUUAUUAUUGUGUUAAAUCUGCUGCGCAACCAUAUUGUUCAGAAUUAAAUGAAUGUUUACCAAACAAUAGACAUUUUGAAGGACUGGCAUAUUGUGGACAGAACACAAUCUGCACAAAUACCAUUGGAAGCUUCACUUGUACUUGUAAAACAGGGUUUUAUGAUUUUGUGGAUCACAGCGGAUGCAUUGAUAUAGAUGAAUGUGCAAACGGAACAGCAGGAUGUGGUCCAAAUACAAACUGUUGGAACUUUCCAGGGCAUGCUGUAUGCACUUGUAAGGUUGGGUUUACUGGUUCACCUACUUCUUAUUGCUAUGAUAUUGAUGAAUGUAUAAAUGCUGACAUGAAUGAUUGUGAUAAUUUCCAAGGAUACAAUAUUGACACAUUUGGACGAAAUGGUAUCAAGUACUUUGAUGUGGAAGAGGUAGACACUGCAGAUGAACUUCAUCACACAUAUAAAUUUGAAGUGGCAGCUCCAGGGUCAGCAAGGUUUUAUGUUGGAUUUGAUAAAUCAGUUCCACAUUAUUAUGUUUUACUCAACCCUAACAAAGUUCAAAUAUAUUACUGCCCAGGUGCAUGUAAUUUUUUAUCCAGUGCAUCUCAAAAUUUAGAAAUGUCCUCAAAUAAAUUCAAUCUUUACUUCUUGGAUGUAUAUUAUAAUAGUGCAGAAAAACAGACCACCAUAUCUCUUCUGGAUAGAAAUAGAAAUAGUCUAAUUGAAGCCAUCAAUCCAGAUGCAAUGCCAAUAAUAAUCAAUGACAUUGGCGCUGCAAAUACGGGUUUGGAUGAAACUGCCUAUUGGAGAAAUAUGAAGGAAGAUAAAAUAGAACAACUCUGUGUUAACACAGUAGGAAGUUACUUUUGUCAAGAUCUCCCUGAUGAAAAGAUUGCAAUUGGGUUUGGAGGAUAUACAACCAGUGCCAGAAACUACCCAAGUCAGCUCUCAGUCUUUACAUCACAGAAAUAUACUUGUUCUCAUCAUUCCAUUGAUAUCAUUAAAGGAAGAUAUAGUCCAGGAAUAGCAGAAAUAGAUGGAUGGCUUUACAUUUGUGGUGGAAGUUAUGAUGGAGCUCCUACUCCAUUGAUUGACUGUAAAAAGUUUGAUUUAUAUUCAAAUGAUGGAUCAUGGAUAGAAGCUCCAAACUUACCCCAGAGGCGAAGACAUUUUCAAAUGCUGUCUUUUAAAAGUUCUAUUUUUGUAAUUGGAGGACAAGAUUUUUGGAAAGGUGGUAGUGCAAGUAUAAAUACUUUACAUAGAUUGAACCAGAAAUUAAAUGUUUGGAUUAAAAAAGCAAAUUUACCAUAUUCAAAUCAUCGUUUCUGUGCUGUUGCUGAUGAAGAAGAUGACAAGAUCUGGAUGAUUGGAGGUAGUGAAAUAGGGGUUGGAGACAAAAUGGGAGUUUACUACUUUACAGUUUCCACCAAUGUUUGGACAUUUCAUAGUGAUCUCUUUAGAAGGCAAACUGUGAUAGACUCUGCUUGCGGAAUUGUUUAUCGAAGAACAAAAGAAAAAAUGCUUCUGGUUGUAAGAGGUGGAUUAGCAGAUGCAGUAAUAUAUUUUGACCUAACAAACAACUUGGGAUGGAAUUUGGCAGCAACCUUGUUCGAUAAUUUAAAUCAAAGAUUUAUGAGAAUGAUAACUCUCACCCCAUAUAAUGCUUUUAUUGUGGGAGGAAAUUCUGGUAGAUAUGGAAACAGUCUUAAGAACAUAUUUGAGUUCAAUCAAGAUACAACAAAUUUUGAAGACAAUUAUUAUUAUCUCCAGAAUGAAAUGCAUAACUCAGACUGGACAACUGUUAAAAAAUCAAAUAAUUACAAAGCUUUGCAGAACUGCAUCUCUAUUAGAGAGUAUGCUGCAGUAUGUUGGGGGGGCCUGAAUGGUACAGAAUAUUCUAAAUAUUGGUCUAUUCUUCAGCGAAAUAGAAAAAGAUCUGGUGAACCUCACUUGCCAGGAACUUGCUUUCAAAUCCCAAGUCUCACUGGAAGAACUGGACACAGAGUGACAGCUGUUAAUUAUGAUCUAAUUGUUUGUGGUGGAAAAAUUACUGGAACUGAAACUAGUAGCUGUUUUAUUCUUAAUACAAAUGAAGACAACCCUGGAUGGUAUAGCAUGGCCAGUAUGCCCAUAAUUCGAAGAAAUUUUGGAUUUGUUACAUUUGGUGAUGCUGCAUUUGCGAUUGGUGGUAUUAGUACAACCUCAAGCUGGAUUUCACAAGUAGAUAGGUGGACCAAAUCUAAGGGAUGGGAAACCAUGGCCUCUUACCCAAUUGCUGUCACAAGAUUGUGUGCUGUAGCAGAUCAUGGAUAUGACCAGAUAUUUGGCAUUGGGGGAAAAUUUGGUAAAAUGAGUUCUCACGUUACAAAUCAAGUGUAUGCUUACUCAGUGUCUAAAAAUCAAUGGAGCUCAAUGCCAAAACUUCUUGACUCAAGAUUUAAUAUAGGUUGCAAUAUCAUCAGACGAAGAACAACUGGAAACAGAAUGAUAACAGUAAUUGGAGGGGGAUCCAAUACAAUUCAAUAUUUAGAUUUGACAGCUUUUGAAACAAAUAGUUUAGUGACAUGGGUGAGAGGACCAACUGCUGCAUAUGACUCAAUGGAUACAAGAAUUGUUUCUCUAACCCCAUAUGAAAGUGUUGAGAUGGCGGGAACCACUAGCAUUAAUGGAGCGUCUACACUGAACAUCUUCUUAUGGAAUCCUAUAACAGAACGUCAUGAAGUUAUGACACCAUAUACUCCCACCAUGUAUCACACACAUGAAUAUGGGGACUGCACUGCACUUCCUGCUGAUGCCAAGAUUCUCAGAAGGUGUAAUCUAGGAUAUGUAAAAACCUAGAAAAAGAAAAAAAUAAUUAUUUAUGAAACUCCAAUGCAAGACAAUAUUUUUGUUAGCAAUGAUUUUUUUAUUCUUGCUUGUUUGAGGUUGUUCAAAUAAAGCAAGAAAAUAAAUUUUC